CCGCGUCAUGUUGGCAGCCUGCAUUUUGGACAACAUGUCCGCUGUGCUUUACGCAUUGGUUUCAUUUGACUUGGACGAGAGCCGAAUAGGUACGAGAUACGUUUACGUGGCGAUUGCGGGUCCGUAUUUUAAUUUGCCAAGUGCAUCGACGUCGACAUCACCGCUCGUGUCAUGCAUAUCGAGGAUUUAGGUCGCGAAUUGCGAUGUUUAUAUUCGACACAAACGAGUCUGUAUGAAAUAUUACAUAUUACAUUUCGUGGGGGAUUUACUUGUUUUCCAUGCUAAAGCUAGCCACGAAUAAACAAUUGAGCUCUAUGCGUGUGUGAGGCAACAGUAACUAAAACUUUGGUCAUCAAAGCUCCAGCAAUGGCAGAGGAAGAAAGGAUACCGUCUCUUUCAGAGAAAGAUGGUACCGACGCUUGUCAAUCGAAAGAAAGCUACGUUCCAGAGGAACCAACUCUAGAUAUAUCAAUCUCCUUGUUAGACAUACAAAUGCCGGAAACGCCAGAUAGUACGAAAGGCCAGAUAAGCGACGGCGAUACGUCAAGAUUGGAGAGUCCAAAGGCAAUGAAGCCAGUACUUGGCAAGGUUCAAGCCAAAAAACGAUUGAUGGCAUUCGCCAAUCGGUUCAAAGCUUUGCCCAAGGCCCAAGUUAAGCCCAACUUGUCUCAGCAUUCCACUGGAGCUUUAAAGACAAAAGAUAAGACUAUUCAGGAUGACACAAACACAAAUAAAUCGAGAAAAAAGACAGAAGAAAAAAUUCUGGCCAUCGAAGAAAUUCGAAGGGAGGAAUCUAAAAGUAAAUUGUUACUCGCGGAAGCUAUGGCAGCAGCAAGUAUGGAAGACGACAAUCAUGUUAGCAAGAACACAUCUGGUUUAUUUGAAGGCACAAGACAUACGAAAGAUAAAAGUAAACACGAGGGGAUAAGUGGUGGUGAUCGUAAAAAGAGGUCGACGGAUCGAAAAUAUUCAGAGAGGCAUCGACGGCGUGACAAGAUUGAUAGAGAUAAUUCGAGUCAGGAUGCUAAAAAUCGCAAUGGAAGUACAGAACGUUUUUCGCGAAAAUCGUCUCAGGAUAGGGAAAAGCAUAAGAAAGAUAAGAAAAAGAAAGACUAUAAAGAUAAGCGUGACAGUAGCAAGACAGAUCGUGACAAGAAAGAUGACGGAAAGGAUAAGAAAGAGAACGAGAAGGAAAAGCAGGAAGAGACAAAAGAGAGAACUGAAGCAACAAAGAAUAAGAAAGAAAGUGUGAAGGAUAAACGAAAUGAUACGUUGGACGUGGAAGUAGAAGGCAAGGAUAAAAGAGAGAAAGACAAAUGGAAAGAAAAGAUGUUGUUGAGGAGUAACUCGUGGGCGGAAAUACGAAAAUCUGACUUGACUCUCGACGAUAUUAUUCAUCUUCGAAGACGUUUCGGUGACAAUUCCGAACAAUCGAGUGUCAAAAACAGAACAACACAAGAUUAUACACGUUAUUUUGAACAGAUGUUAAUGUUAAGUAAUCACCGUCUAAAGCGUCAAGCGUUAAUAGUUGAGGGAUUAAAGGGACCCAAAAAAUAUCCACCUGAAUCAAUUAAAUUGACGAAACGAGCACGGGGAUUGCAGUUAUUGUAUUGUGAAAAUCCGCGCGCUUCUCUUUUGUUAAACAUGUCGCAACUUUUGCAAGCCGUCACUCCUGAACGUCGCGAGAAGAUGCGUGACAUAUGCGAGGCGUCUUUAUCACGGACCGAUACGGAAGACACGCUGCAGCAGAAGACGCGUAACUGGUAUCAACAAAUAAAUAGAAUCAAGUGUCACAAAGAUACCGGAUGGCAGGUGACCGUACAGCUUCCAAAGUCAAAAUGGGACAGUGAAGAUGAGGAAGUAUCGUCUAUCGGCGUAACAAAAGAACAAGUUGAAGAACCAGUAAACAAGCAGCACGUUUCCGUGAAACAGCAAGAAAGAUGUGCCACGACUUGUAGUGUAACGGACCAAGACAAAAUUGAUGACAACGCUGAGAGCAUCGAAAAAGAUGAUAAAUCCAGUGAAAAGAUCAACGAGGAUAAAACGAGAGAUGACCAAGCAUCGACGUCUUCUGUGCCACAACCUGCCGGAAAUGAAAAGCUAGCUUCAGAAUAUGAACAAUUUAUGAAGAUGGUAUGCACUACAACCGAUGUGGCUAAAGAAUAUUCUCCAAAGAAAACCCCCGUUAAAUCUAGUUCUCCACAUAGUUAUCACGAAUUUGAUAUAGAAUCUAAUUUAGCUGAAGAUGGCAUAAAUAAUAUGGAAAAAUUUGAAAGAGGAGAUAACCAAAAAAUUCCAGAGGAAUCGGUAAAAAGUACAGAAUGUACGGAAGACUCCACUUUGUCGACGGACUGUCAAAUACAAGUCAAUGAAAAUAAUAUACAAAUCGAGCGUACAAACGAGAAUGCCGAGUCUGAGGAUUCCAAAUCAAUACCGAGUGAUUGGGAGAAUGUUCGAAUCAAAGUCGAACGAUUGAGUGACGAAAAUACUGAAUCUAGAGAGGUGAAGAAAAAGAAGAGACGAAAGAAAAUGACAUCUAGCAGUGAUUCGUCUAGCAGCACCACCUCGUCAGAUUCAGAAAAGGAGGAGAAGAAGAAGAAGAGGAAACGCAAACGGAAAGCACUGAGUAAUUCGUCUUCUUCCGAUUCAGACAGCACGGACAGUAGUAGCAGUAGUAGCGACUCUAGUAGUUCGGAAGAAAGGAGGAAAAGAAAGCGGAGGAAGAAAAAAGUUGAAAAGAAAAGGAAGAGGACGAAACGCACCGCGCGAAUAAAAAAGAAGCGUAGGAGAAAGAUUAGCACCGAUUCUAACAGCAGUGACACGGACGAACAUGCGAAGAAAAUGAAAAAGAGAAAAAGAGUCAAGAAGAAGGCAAUAGAAGCCAAAUCUAUUAAUAAUGGAGAUAUAAGUAAGAUAACAUCAAAGUCUCCUGUAAUGGCUUCAUCUUCAGACGGGACAAAAAUAUUACAGACUCCAGUAAGCAAGAUUAAAGAAGAAGAAGAAGAAGAAGCAGCAGCAGCAGCAGCAGCAGCAGCAGCAGCAGCAGCAGCAGCAGCAGAGGCAGUAGCAGGUGAGGACAGAAAGAGGUCCGAUCAAGUUACCUCAACGAAGAAAACUAUUGCUGAUAUGAGUAUACGUGACAACGAAUGUUUGAAACAGAAAAAGGAAGAGAAAGAAAAUAAGCCGGACGAAAGUUUUAUGGAACAAUGGGAAAUGGAUUCUAUGAUGCAACAAAAUGAUGGUGAUACCUCAAGUCAGGAUUGUACUGGAGAAUUGGAAAAGUUGGACGACUUAGAGAAAGGUAAAUAUCGAAGGAAAAGGCAACAUAGUCGAGAUAAUACUGAGCAUGAGAAAGAUAGAUCAGCGAAGGUGAGCGAAGAAAGGAUUCAUGAGGGAAAAGCAGGAUCGGACCAAGAUAUUGAAACAAAAAGGAAGAAAAGAAGAGAAAAAGAUAUUAAAGGUAGCACCGAGUUUCUUGCAAACUGGGAAAAGGCGAGUGAGCGUAUUACUCAACAGAUAACACAAAACGAAGCCAAGUAUUUGAAAAAGUUAGAAAAGCAGAAGAAAGAGAAGUGGGGAGAAACCGAUUUUGACACAUUAAACGUGCCGUCUCUGACACAACUUGAAAAGGAGGUAUAUCCAAAGCAUCUUCUAGCGGAUGAGUGGGAAGUGGAUAGUUUGGAAGCGUUACCAGAUCUAAUUAUGAGCAAACGAAAAAGCAGUCAGGCCUCGUCGAAAAAAAUGGAGAAAGAAGUUAGAUAUGAUAAGAAAACGGAUACCUAUAUUGCAAUAGAAAAGGAAAGUGUAAGAGAAAUGAAAAAGAGGCAGGAACGUUUGUAUGCAAUAAGAAUAUGGGAGGAGGAGCAAGAGGAAGGUGAGAGAGAAGAGAUGAUGCUCCGGAAACAGAAGAGCAAGCAAUGUAAAACAGACGACUGGGAUAUUGAGGAGGAAUCUGCUUUUCGUAAAACUACCGAGGAAAUGGAAGUUUGUAAGGUUAAUGAGAUUGUCGCGUUAGAGAAGGAUAGAGAAUGGACGAAAACCGAUGAAGAAAAGAGUAUCAAGGAAGACGCGAAUAAAUUAAUGGUGAAGCCAAGUAAACGGAUUAAAAAGAGUCGUUGGGACAUGGGCUCUCAGUCCGAGGAAAAAUCAGACGCUAAAGAUAUAUGGGAAGAGGAUUAUGCCGAAUGGUCCAAGAUUAACAAGUGCGAGCAAGAAUUUGAAAAGACGAAAAAGGCUCAAUCUGAUCUGAUAGAUCUCUAUCACAGUAGAGAAUCAUCGGUAAAAGAUUUAAUCACUGCAAAAGCAAACGAAGAGCAACCCAGCGAGGAGCAUCGAACUAGAGAUCAACUGAAGGAAAUUUUAGAAUCGGAUGUAAAGCUCAAAGAGAAGACUUUAGAACUCUACAGUCCUAGUUCUCCAGCACUUUCUCAAAAGUCUCAGGAUGCAGAAGUGUCUAAUGAGAGCAGCUCCUGUAAUUCUCUGCUUCGUGAGAAAAGAAAGAAAGAAAUGUUAAUUGCAGCAGACCAACUAUCGAUUCCUAUGUCUGGAAUACCUUUACAAUUAACAAAGCUACGUGAUACUAAACAUGCGUCGAGUGAAAAGACGGAAAGUAUUUUGAACAAACUGGAGGCUAAGGAUUCUGCUGAUAACUUUGACAUUAAAGUCGCUGAUAAUUUAUUUGACGACAUCCCAAUGAAUGAAUCGUGCCCACAAGUACACACCUCAAAACCUAUGGAUAUUUUUGCAGAGUACGGAUCCAAGAAACCAUGUGGUAAACAGCAUGGCGUGAGUACCACUGUAAACUCAUCGACGCAUACGACGAAAGAUGAAACGAAUGAAGGGAAGAAUGCGCUUAAACUCAUUCCGAAGCAGCUCUUGAUUCGUCGUACCAACGAACAAAUAAAACCGAAACGUAUCUUGGAGACACCAUUGCAGGAUCCUGCUCAGCAUGCAGCGGCCCUAUUGACAAUACAAAAGAAGUUGUUGGAGUCGCACGCGUUAAAGAAUGAUAUCCAAGAAUACCCGACCGAGGAACAAGCGGAACAAUUUGAACAGAAAUACAGCGUGGCGAGUAACGACGGAACCAAUAGCGUAUUAUUAGACACGACUGAAUUUUCCGUCGCUCCUAAAUCGUCGGUAAUACGACAAUCGAGAUCCCCGGCGUCGGAGAAGGCGGUCUCUAUUCGAUCCGAACAAUCUGAGAACUACGAUAGAGAGAGUAAGAACGACGACGUAAAGAGGUAUAAGACUAAUCGUAAUCUAACUGAUACUAAUAUUCCGUCGAGCUUACAUUCUCCCGUCCGGGAACACAGAAAGAGGAGUCCUAGCAAGAAAGAAAGUGAGAAACGACAUUCGCACGAAAAAGAUCGGAAAGAAAGGAAAUCUGACGAUGCGGACAAGUCGGACAGAAGGGACGCUACAAGCAGUUCCAAAGCAGAUUUUGCAGAUAGAAGAAGAUCGAGCCCUUCGGGACGAGGAGGAGGGAGAAGAAGGAGGAGCAGAAGCCCAUGCGUCUCGUGGGAACGGCAAGGAAGCGGGAGUGGAAGUCCCGGUCAUAGCUGGAGCAGAAGUCGUAGUAAAAGUCCAAAGAGGAAGGACGAAGCUACUACUAGUACGCGGGACAGAGAUAAAAAAAGAGAAAGAUACGACGAUGAGCGAUCGGGUAGAUUGAGAACGGACGAGAGAAAAGAGAGAUACGCGCGAUCUCCACCACGCUUCGGUUACAACGAGGAUAACUUUAAAAAGCACGGCUCUUCUAAGAGCAAUCGUGAUGACUGGAGUAGAAGAAAACACGACAGUGCGGAUAGAGAUCACGAGAAGGAUACCAGAUCGUACGACCCGAUGGAGAUUUUAAGGGAGAGAACAGUGGAAUCGGACAAGUAUAGAGACAAUAGAUUUCACACCGAAGAAUUGGAUCGUACGUUUUGGCCGUAUGAAAACAGCGGUAUUUUACGAGAUGGUAACGAAUCCAUAGAUUCAUACACCGUUGGACAGGAUUUGCCUCUUGAAUAUGACGAUCGAUCGUAUUAUAGAGAGGGAAGUCUGGAAAGGGAUACGUUACAAUCUUCGCCUCAGUCGCAGUCAAAAUACAAGAGAAGAUCUAAUGCAAGGAGGGAACGGCAAUGGGAAAAAGACAAAGACCCUUCGGAUUUGGAUCGUCACGGGCAUCUGGGACACAGACCGCGAAAUCGAACACCACCGCGAUCGAGGUAUUCGCCUAUGCGCCAAGAACGAUUUCGACGAAAAUCCAGAUCACGUUCGAGAUCUUGGUCACCAGUGAGAUCUCGAACACGAUCUAGAUCGAGGUCGGGUUCGCGUUCUAGAUCGACGUCAAGGUCAAGACCGAGGAUGAGAUCGCAAUCGAGAUCGAGAAGCAGAUCUCCGUUCGAUGUAAGAUCGAGAGGAAAAUCUACUCUGUCGAGAUUAAGGAGCCCGGAACAUGCAUUCAGAAUGUCAGAGUUGCGUUCUUCCAGAUCUCCUUCGCCUGGUAGGGAAAGACUAAACGAGGUAGAAAGCGAGAGGAAGGACGAGGAUGGAAAUAAAAAGUUUAGCGCUUGUAGCGAAAGGGGUAGGCGCAUAGAGACUAUUGUUCAGACGGGUGUUAUACCGGGAACAAGCAUCUUGGACUCAGAAAUGGGUAUCAAUAGCAGUAUGGACGCAGCUGUUGCAAACUUUCAAUAUUCAAAUGAGAUCGAAGGCGGAAAUGAAUAUUAUUAUACAGAGAAUAAUUUAACUUAUCCUCCUUGUAUAGACGAGUCGUCUACGAGCUCCCCGAAACGUUUAUCUCUUGACGAUAGAUUAGAGUUAGAAUUAGGUAUUAAAAAGCAACACAACAAGGAUUCUGUUGCUUCCGAAUAUUCUUCUAAUUUUAAUUCCAAUGUUAUUGCAUAUCCGUCUCCACCUCCUCCCCCUCCUCUUCCUCCUCCUCCUCAGCAACAGCAGCAACAGAUGAUGUACAGACAGCAGCCUACAGUUGUACAGGUUGGAAAUGUCUUACAAGUGGUGCCUGCUGAUUUCAAUGGAGUGCACGCUGCACGUCGGGAAGUGUCCACUACAGCCACGGCUCCGCCUGUGCGAUCCGGAUCUAGUCAGGUGGUACGCGUAGGUAACGUUCUCCAAGUAGUACCCACCUCAUUAGAUUGGAGUAGUAGCAAUCACAGCAGUGGCAACGGUGGCGGCGGCGGCGGCAACGGCAGCGGCGGCGGUGGUAGUAGCGGUCAAUCUUCGUCAACCGCAGAUCAGUCCAAUGGGGCUUUAUAUUCCUCAGCUGUCCCAGCGCUCUCACCCUCGGCACCUUCGGUUCCUAUGUCUGUACCUGUCCCCGUUCCCGUUCCAUUGCCCGUGCCACCAGCCUUACCCGCUGCGACAAAUACUCUCGCCCCCAUGUCAUCAGCUCUUCCACUGCCGCUGUCAUUGCCAGUACCUGUUCCCGUGCCAGUACCGAUUUCCCCCGCGACGUCAACAGCGUUCCCGAGGAAUGAGCCACAAAAGAUAGUUCAACCUGUAUACAAUUACGAGGCUAUACUCGAGACACGGCGUAAGGAACGAGAAGAGCGUAAACGGUUACGCGAGUUACGUAGAAAAGAGAAGGAGCGCAGAAGAAUAGAGCGGGUUAAUCGGCGAGCUCUGCGAUUACUGGAAAAGAACAAUACAUCGCGACAAACGAGUGAGGUUCUGUUGGAUCAUCGCAAGGGUGCGAUUGUAGAUCCAUCAGUUCUGAAAGCAUUGAAAGAAGGAGAGGAACAAGCUGAAUCUCCCUCAGUUAAUCCGACGAAAGAGGAAGAGGAGACGACAACAUCGAUCAAGGCGGAAGAUGAAGACGCCGCCGCGGACGAAGAAGAGGAUGACGAUGAGGACGAGGCCGAGGCGGAAGAUGACGAGGAAGAAGAAGAGGAGGCGGAGGAUGAGGACGAGGAUGACGAUGAAGAUGAGAAACCAUUACAAAUGAUCAAUCAGCGAAUUGAAACCGAUGAAGCGAUAGCAGCUGAUGCGAAUAAAGAUCAGGCGGAAAUCGAAACUAGAAAGGAAUGGCCGGAAUUGCCACCUCCGCCAUUAAAAGGCAUUUUGGUUGUUCCAGGAUUUAGGAGAGACGCGAUUCCUAAUGGUAACUUGAAUGAUUCGUCGGAUGUGGACGACAACAACAUCAAGGAUGGGAGUGACAAAGACGAAGAGAUAGAUAAGAAUAAUGAAUGCGACAAAGACAUGGAACCCGACGGGAAAUCUGGGAAAUCAAGCUUAGGACAAUUGACAAAGACGAAGAGAAACAAAAAGUCCGUUCAGUUCGCUGAUGGCGUAAAACCUGGCGAGGGGACCAGUCCCAGCGGUGGCGAAGGCGACAUGCCUUCACCGCCUCCUCCUAAGGAAAUAGGUUUCCGUGACGGACUCGGGGAUUUGAGACGAGACAAGAAUUACAGCUCUCGAAAGAGCAGAAAGCAGGAGAAGAGAGCGAGGCCACCGAAGGCGAAGAAAAAAGUUAAGGUAAAGAUAAUCAAGUUGAAGAAACCACGCAUUACACCAUUGACAGCUAUGAUGAUGGACGAUUCCGACGAGAUGGACGAUCGUUCGCCACCUCCACCACCUCCCGGUUCCCCACCGCCGCCUCAUCUCUGGCCCAGUUACCUCUCGAUCUACAAUACAACGGUACGAGCGAUUGAACAACCGCAAACCACGACUACAACCUUAACAUCCGUUCAAGCUCCGCCGCCGCCGCCGACUCCGUUGCCUCUUUUAGUUCCGCCACCUCCACUGAAUUAUACGAUCCAACCCUGUAGUAAAUCUUAAGCUAGCACUCGCGAUGUCGGUUUUGUAUAUUUUGUUUCAAGCGAGGCAUUUUUUCUCUCUCGUGAAACAGUAAAAUAUCUCUGUGCUGCAAGUCGCAUUAGACUGUAAGGAUUAAGAACUGUACAUUGGUCUCGAAAUUGAGACUUGAAUAACGAUAAAAUAAAAAUGAUGGAUUAUGUCGAAAAAUACCAUAUAUACCAAUAAUUGAUGUUGUAAAUAUCCUCGCAAUGUUAUCGUUUUUCUCCGACCAAGAGAUCGUGAUCUUAAUCUUGAUCCAUUGCGUCCGUAACUUUUAAUAAUAACCUCGUAUUAAUAAUCUAUUUCGUAUAUUUUCGAUAUUAAGAAUCGUGGAAUAUAUAACGUAGAAUGUCUCCGAACUGACGAUGCCGAAUGAGAAAAAGUUCAAUCUUACAUUGUUUUGCACUGUAAAUAGAAGGUUAUCUUUUCAUUAAUAUAUGUUAAUAAGGGUGCUUUUUCAACAACUUUAAUGAUCUCAUUUAAGGCUAUAAAGAUAAGUAUAAAAAUUGAUUCUGCCAUAAGGAAGUGUUCGGCUGCGUUAUUAGUUCCGAGGCACUCUGCAUUAGAGGAUCGCAAUGGUAAUAGAUACAAUGUAAUUAUGAUUAUUGUUAAUAACGUAUCGUCAAUACGACUUAUUACAAGUAAGAAUAUAUUUCAAGAGAUGCACUGUAUGUAUACAUUGUAUUGUAUAUCUCACUUUGUCACAAAUACACGUGGCUAAUUUAAGA
Vollenhovia emeryi is the source of this 9527-nucleotide messenger RNA. RefSeq names its product trichohyalin-like. NCBI's taxonomy places the organism in Eukaryota, Metazoa, Arthropoda, Insecta, Hymenoptera, Formicidae. Bases 367 to 8781 code for a protein of 2804 amino acids. The record is from RefSeq and is a predicted model, not a curated record. The transcript has 20 exons.